AGGGUACUGUGCCUGAGCCUGCUUUGAAGUUCCCAAAGGAGGCCGGUGCCGAUUUGGAGGUGGGCUAGACACCCUGAGCCUGGGGAACCUCCCAGAGCAAGGGGACAGAGGUGGUUCCUGAUGGUGAAUCCACAGAGGCCGGGCCAGGAGUUGACCAGGAGCUGGGGCCACAGGCCUAGGAGCACCCUGGACAGGGCUGAGGACAUGGCCCUGCCACCGCCACCACUGGCUGCCAGCACCCCACUCCUGCAUGGCGAGUUUGGCUCCUACCCAGCCCGCGGCCCACGCUUUGCCCUCACCCUCACGUUGCAGGCCUUGCACAUACAGCGACUGCGCCCCAAACCUGAAGCCCGGCCCCGGGGCGGCCUGGUCCCGCUGACUGAGGUCUCAGGCUGCUGUAUCCUGCGGAGCCGAAGCCCCUCAGACUCAGCAGCCUACUUCUGCAUCUACACCUACCCUCGGGGCCGGCGCGGGGGCCGACGCAGAGUCACCCGCAUCUUCCGUGCAGACGGGGCAGCCACCUAUGAGGAGAACCGAGCCGAGGCCCAGCGUUGGGCCACUGCCCUCACCUGUCUGCUCCGUGGACUGCCGCUGCCUGGGGAUGGGGAGAUCACCCCCGACCUUCUGCCUCGGCCACCCCGGUUGCUCCUAUUGGUCAAUCCCUUUGGGGGGCGGGGCCUGGCCUGGCAGUGGUGUAAGAACCACGUGCUGCCCAUGAUCUCCGAAGCUGGACUGUCGUUCAACCUCAUACAGACAGAACGACAGAACCAUGCCCGGGAGCUGGUCCAGGGGCUGAACCUGAGUGAGUGGGACGGCAUCGUCACGGCCUCGGGAGAUGGGCUGCUCUAUGAGGUGCUGAAUGGGCUCUUAGACCGCCCGGACUGGAAGGAGGCUGUGAAGACGCCCGUGGGCGUCCUCCCCUGCGGCUCAGGCAAUGCACUGGCUGGUGCGGUCAACCAGCACGGGGGGUUUGAGCCAGCCCUGGGCAUCGACCUGCUGCUCAACUGCUCACUGCUGCUCUGCCGGGGUGGCAGCCACCCGCUGGACCUGCUCUCCGUGACACUCGCCUCGGGAUCCCGUUGCUUCUCCUUUCUGUCCGUGGCAUGGGGCUUUGUGUCGGAUGUGGACAUCCAGAGCGAGCGCUUCAGGGCCCUGGGCAGUGCCCGCUUCACGCUGGGCACAGUGCUGGGCCUCGCUACACUGCACACUUACCGUGGGCGCCUCUCCUCCCUCCCUGCCACUGUGGAACCUGCCUCGCCCACCCCUGCCCAUCCCGGCCCACCAGAGCUGACGCUGGCCCCAGCCCCAGCCCUGCCCAUGGCCCACUCACCCCUACAUCGCUCAGUGUCAGACCUGCCCCUGCCCCUGCCCCUGCCCCAGCCUGCCCUGGCAUCCCCUGGCUCACCUGAACCUCUGCCCAUCCUGUCCCUCAACGGUGGAUGCCCAGAGCUGGCUGGGGACUGGGGUGGGGCUGGGGAUGCUCCACUGUCCCCGGACCCACUGCUCCCCUCACCCCCCGGCUCCCCAAAGGCAACCCUACUCUCAACUGUCACUGAGGGGACCCCAGAGAUGCCAGCAUCCUCUGGGCUCCCACCUCCUACCCCUGCUGCCCCAGUAGAUGGCUCUACCUGGGGACCACCUGACCACUUGCUGCCUCCUCUGGGCACCCCACUGCCCCCAGACUGGGUGACGCUAGAAGGGGACUUUGUGCUCAUGUUGGCCAUCUCACCCAGCCACCUGGGUGCAGACAUGGUGGCAGCCCCACACGCGCGCUUUGACGACGGCCUGGUGCACCUGUGCUGGGUGCGCAGUGGCAUCUCGCGGGCCACGCUGCUGCGCCUUUUCCUGGCCAUGGAGCACGGUAGCCACUUCAGUCUGGGCUGUCCACAGCUAGGCUACGCCGCGGCCCGUGCCUUCCGCCUUGAGCCUCUUACGCCUCGCGGGGUGCUAACGGUGGAUGGGGAGCAGGUGGAGUAUGGGCCGCUGCAGGCGCAGCUGCACCCGGGGCUCGGUACUCUGCUCACCGGGCCUCCUGGCUGCCCUGGGCGGGAGCCCUAAACCCAACCACGCUUGGAACCCGCCGGGGGCGGGGCCUGAGUGGCAGGGUUCGGCCUGGCAGCUGGAGCUAGGGCAGAGGUCUCCGAGUGCAAAGGCCCUGGCCCUGUCUCAGGAUUGCGCCCUCCCCCAUGGGACCAGACGUGAAGCUGGUGGGUGGCCUCAGUUCCAGGAAUAGGGUCGUCACGGUUACGACAACGGAGCUCGUCCCGAGGGUAGUGCCUGACCAGGGAGGGCGAGGCGAGGCGCCUGAACUCGGGCUGCUCUGGCGGGGCGGGAUCAGCCCUGACCUUCGCUUCCGGCUCGCAGAAGUCCAGGGCGGCUGAGGGCGGAGCCUCUCUUGCUCGUCGCCCGUUGACGGGACCUGGGAGGUACGAGCUGCGGGGGAGCCUUAGGUAAUUGGCCAGUCAGGGCCCGGCUCUCGCCCUAUCCACUCCGGUGCCUCCACUUAACUGGCCAAUCAGCCCAGGAGGGGCAGGUCCCCCGGGGCCGGCGCUCAGAUUUGCACUAAAGUCCCUCCCUCCGCCAGUGGGGGCGGGAAAUUCAUUUCCCCCGUUGUCUCCUGUGCAUUCCCCGUCCCCAACCUAAAAAGCAAUUGACAAGGUCUAUGCAAUAAAGACAGUCGCUUCGUUCCUCUCA
Messenger RNA from Tupaia belangeri chinensis (Chinese tree shrew), 2694 nucleotides. RefSeq names its product sphingosine kinase 2 (gene SPHK2). Gene Ontology annotation, biological process: sphingosine biosynthetic process; phosphorylation; positive regulation of apoptotic process. Lineage: Eukaryota; Metazoa; Chordata; Mammalia; Scandentia; Tupaiidae. Gene Ontology annotation, cellular component: intracellular membrane-bounded organelle; cytoplasm; membrane. The record is from RefSeq and is a predicted model, not a curated record.